AUGAGCUGUUCCCAGGAGCGCGAGUUCGGAGAGCGCGGCGUGAGGGCGUAUCAGGAAAUGGAGCCGGCUCCCCGGGCCGGCUCCCCGGGCCGGCUCCCCGGGCCGGCUCCCCGGGCCGGCUCCCGGGCGCUCCCCGGCCGGCUCCCGGGCGCUCCCCGGGCCGGCUCCCGGGCGCGCCCCGAGCCGGCUCCCGGGCGCUCCCCGGCCGGCUCCCGGGCGCUCCCCGGGCCGGCUCCCGGGCGCGCCCCGAGCCGGCUCCCGGGCGCUCCCCGGCCGGCUCCCGGUUCUCCAGGUGUUUUCAAGCGCUCACAGCCCUCAGGGCUGUGCCCAGGGCGCCGCUCAGCGGCCGCGACGGAAACUGCACCAGCGGCCGUGGCGGAGGGCGUGGUUUCGUGUUUGAUUGACGGAGUAUGGGCCGAGGGUUGGCCAAUGGGAAUGCAGCAUGGGCUGUGCGCGGCCAGUUUGAAUCGGCGGGAGCGGUUGGGGCGGGCGGGCAUGGACGGGGUCGAGCGGAAUUACGAGGCUCAGAUCCGGAAUUACCGGGGGCCCGACCCGCUGGAGCCGUGGGACAGGUACCUGCAGUGGGCAGAGGGAUGUCUCCCGCUCCAGGAGAAGCAGAGCCGCUGGCCCGGGCUCCUGGAGGAGCUGGUGAAGAUGUUCGUGGGCGACAAGAGGUACCACCAGGACUCGCGGUUUGUGAGCUACUGCGUCAAGCUGGCAGAGUUCAUCUCUUCCCCUUGCCAGUACUUGGAGUACCUGCACGGGCAGGGAAUCGGAGCCAAGACCUCGGAUUUCUACCUGGCCUGGGCUCAGGUGCUGCUGAAGGAAGGCAACGUGCAGGGAGCAGGAGCUGUGCUCCAAAAAGGGCUCCUCAACCAGGCACAGCCCCGGGAGAGCCUGCAGCAGCUCCACUGCUCCCUGCAGAGUUAUGAUCUUCGGAAUCAUCCUUUGCAAGAUGCUGUUGUUGUAAAACCACUUCAGACUUCCCACGCUGCAAAUCAAAUGGCUCCUCCAAAAGGCAUUUCAAGUCCUAAUCCCUGCAAAAAUCAGGCUCCAGAUGCUGCUGAUUCUCAAUCCUGUGCUGCUGGAAAAGAAGUGAACUACGUGACCUACAUCUCCAAGUCCGAGGUUGCGCCGAAGCCGCCGUCGGGCGCCACGGGGUGGGAGCAGGUCCCGGUGUACGACAAGAACCUGCUCCUGUGCGAGGGCUCCGAGCUCUCCUUCGAGGAGCUGAGAGCCAAGAGAUACUUCAGGAAAUAUGAGCUCCUCAGGAGGCAGCAGGCACUGGAGGAGGAGAAGAAAGACUCCAUGAGGAAGAAGGAGUCGGCAGUCCUGGAACUCCAAGCCCUGCAGCAGAAGCUGGACCAGCUCACCCAACUUUCCAGAAGUCUGGAGGGAACGAGACUGGAGCCAGCAACUGAGCCAAGCCAGAGGGUGGUGCCCUCAACUGUGAGGCCCAGCAGAUCUCACAUCCCAGGGAACUGGAUGCCACCUGCUCCAGGGCUGGAUGUGCCCAAGUGCCAAGCUCUGGUGCCUGAGCAGCCCCAAAUCCAGGCACCACCAGUGACUGCUCCCACCCUGCAGCCAGAGAAGCCCCUCCACGUCCCAGCUGCCUUCCCCUGGGAAACACCGGAGGAGAAGGACGCAGCUGGAGCUCGGGCAGAGCUCCAGAACAGUUUGCUGCACCCUCCCCUCAGUGCUGCUUCAGCUCAGGAACGAGCUCAUCCCAACCCUGCUGUGCCUCAGAGCGCGGGAGAACUGUUUCCUACCAAGGGAUCCACUGGAUUAACUCCUGCUGUGGAUGUGAAGGAAGCCUCCAGAGUUGGGAAUUCCUCCUUUGCCUGUGGAAAUGCUUCCCAAGCCACCCCCAACACCUCGCUGGGAGGAGCAAUGGGGACGACAACGCCCUUCAAGGUGCAGCCAUCACCCACAGUCCACACAAAGGAAGCCUUGGGUGUUCUCAUGGAUAUGUUCCAAACACCCUUCCUGCCUGAGCCAUCUCCCCUGGAGAACAGUGAGGCGCAGUUUGAAGCCUUUUGCAGAAAAGAGCCUGGUGGAUGUUUGAAAACUAACUUUGUUGCCCCUGCCACUCCUGCAUUUGCCAUCUUUGAGGAUGAGGAAGAGAAGGAGAACAACAGGGUCCUACAGCACAAGAGCAAACCAGGAGAGCCCAGAACUUUUGGAGAACAUCCCUUGACCAACUGCGCAGCAGAAGAAGAAACAGGGAGCACAGAAUUCCUGCAGGAUGAUUACACGGUGUGGAAUGGCCCCUGCAGCAACAAAGCCCUGGCUCCCAGUCCAGACAACACCAGGGAUUUUGCCCGAGCUGCCCAGCUCAUGUCCACACCCUUUAAUUACCUGGCAGCUUCUUCCCAGCCUCCUUUGGAGGACAGAGCCUGUAAGGAAAAUUUUCCCCAGAUGGAUUUGGAAUUCUCUGGAGAACUGCACAGGCAGUCAAAGCUCAAGAAGUUAAGCCCUGUUCUUGAACGUGUCCCAGAACAGAGAGGGCUUCAUGGUAACAUCCUGAAAAGAGGGCCUGGAAUCCAGGGAAUUGCUGCUUCCCAAGGGCUGCAGGAGCAGGCAGCUCAGAGCAGAACUGGCCAUUCCUCCUCCCUUGGGGUGGAUAGAACUUCCCAGGAGAGGCUGUGUGGACAGGACAGGACAGCCCUGAGCGGGAGACCUGCAGUCCUUGUUGAGAACCCUUGGGACAAGGAAUUGAUCAGCAAAUUCUUGUCGGAGCUUCCGAAACCUCUCCACACCUACACCAACUACUUUGAGUGGAAAUCUCCUCUUCCAUUCAUCAAACUGAAGGCUGAACUCUCACUGGGUUCCAGCUCAUUCCAUGUGGACUGCUUGGUUGGAGAAGGAGCUUUUGCCCAAGUCUAUCAAGCUUCCAUCCUGGAUGCCAGUAACCCCCGGAAUAAUCAGAAAGUGAUAUUCAAGGUCCAGAAACCUGCCAACCCCUGGGAGUUCUACAUUGCAACCCAGCUGCUGGAGAGGCUGAGCCCCAGCGUACGCCACCUCUACAUCCACUUCUAUUCCGCCCAUUUCUUCCCCAACGGCAGCGUUUUGGUGGGGGAGCUCCACAACUACGGAACGCUGCUGAACGCCAUCAACAUUUACAAGAAGCUCCCAGAGAAGGUGAUGCCCCAAGCCCUCGUCAUCUACUUUGCUGUCAAAAUCCUUCACAUGGUGGAGGAGCUGCACAGAUGCAAAAUCAUCCACGGGGACAUCAAACCCGACAAUUUCAUCCUGGGAGAAAGGUUCCUGGACAACGACACGUGUGACAUCGAUGGGCUCUGCCAUGGCCUCACCCUCAUUGACCUGGGCCAGAGCAUUGACAUGAAGCUCUUCCCUGAGGGAACGGCCUUCACUGCCAGAUGUGAAACAUCUGGGUUCCAGUGCGUGGAAAUGCUGACAAACAAACCAUGGAACUACCAGACAGACUACUUUGGGAUCGCAGCCACCGUGUACUGCAUGCUCUUCGGGACCUACAUGCGCCUCAAGGACGACAAUGGGGUCUGGAAGCCUGAGGGAACCUUCAGGAGGCUUGCCAACGCUGAGCUGUGGAAAGAGUUCUUUGAGAGCUUGCUGAACAUUCCCAGCUGCCACAACCUGCCUUCCCUCGGAGUCCUGCGCCAGAAGCUCAAGGAUUUAUUCUGCAGGUCCUACGCGAAGGAAAUCAAGUUCCUUCGGAACAGACUCGUUGUGUUGCUCAUCGAGCACAAACGCUCACGGAAAUAAGGGUUGAGUUUGCACAGUUUGCAAGGACUUGGAGUUCUGUGGAAUCCUCCUUUAGUUAACUUGGUUUUAAAUAAUAAAUGGGUUUGGGGUUGACUUCAGUAAUGAUAGCCUGCAUCUUCCUGUGCUUUUUUUGGGGGGGAAAAAUACGCCGAGUUGUCAACUGGUUUGGGAGGGUGUGCUUGGAUUGGGCUCUUCCUGCUCUACCUGUCCUCGGGAAUUUGGAGAAAUGGAGCUUUGCAGGUCAGAUUUAAGUUGGACAGGACUGA
Poecile atricapillus (Black-capped chickadee) is the source of this 4010-nucleotide messenger RNA. It is a transcript of the gene BUB1, whose product is annotated as BUB1 mitotic checkpoint serine/threonine kinase. Bases 1 to 3744 code for a protein of 1247 amino acids. The record is from RefSeq and is a predicted model, not a curated record. The transcript is spliced from 26 exons. Gene Ontology annotation, biological process: meiotic sister chromatid cohesion, centromeric; mitotic spindle assembly checkpoint signaling; protein phosphorylation. Gene Ontology annotation, molecular function: ATP binding; protein kinase activity. NCBI's taxonomy places the organism in Eukaryota, Metazoa, Chordata, Aves, Passeriformes, Paridae.